AGAUGUCGAGCGCCGUCGGGGAGCAGAACUUGAGGCCGGGGCCGAGGGUGGAGAUGCUCAGCCGCGGCGGCAGAGUAGAAGGUCGUCGACGGGCCGACGGCGCCACACCGGCGGCGGCCUCGUGCCUGAGCGCGUGCACGGCCGCAGCAGGCUGCACCUGCAGGUCUUGCGCCUGGCCAAUCGCUCAUCCGUGGUAGAGGAUUAAGAAAAUAGAGUGGGCAUGCAAUUAAAUACGGUGUGUGGAUCCGUGGAAGGAACUACUCCCCAACCGCGACCCAAUCUUGCUUGUUUUUUUUUUCGAGGGCGACCCAAGCUUGUUCAAACACAGAAGUAGCCCGCGCCACGAAUCCAGCAAGUCCUCCAACCGUCGGACAAUCACCGGUCACCGCCGCUGCGCAAGCUCCCUGCAUGCCGCCGCCGCCUCUGCCGCAGGCGCUCCACCACGCCUUCUCCUUUCUCACCCGCCUCGACUCCCCGCGGCACCUCCUGCAGACCCACGCCUACCUCCUCCCCCGGGGCGGGCACCGCAACGCGCGCCUCCUCUCCGCGCUCCUCCUCGCCUCGCUCCGCCUCCCGCUCCGCCCCCACGCCCUCGCGCUCCUCCGCCGCAUCCACCCUUCCUUAUCCCUCAACGCCGCCGCCAAAAUCCCCCACCUGCGCGGCACCCUCGGCCCGCAGCUCCACUCCGUCAUCGUCCGUGCCGGGCUUGCCUCCGACGCGCACGUAUCGGCCAGCCUCAUCCAGACGUACUUCUCCUGCGGCCGCGUCGCCUCCGCUCGCAGCGUGUUCGAUCAGACGACCGACAAGGACAUCUUUUGCUGGAAUGUCAUGAUCUCGGGGUAUGUGAAGUCUGGGAACUUGGCUUGCGCGCGCGAGCUGUUCGAUGUUAUGCCGGCAAGGAAUGUGGUGUCGUGGACGACUGUGAUUGGGGCAUAUGCGCAGAUGAAACAGCCAGUGGAGGCAGUCGAGGUCUUCCGGAGGAUGCAGGUGGAGGAAGGGAUCGAGCCGGAUGGGGUGGCGUUGCUGUCGGUGUUGUCAGCUUGUGGGGAUCUUGGCGCGGUUGAUUUGGGGGAAUGGGUGCACAGGUUCGUGGUGAGGCGGGGGUUAUGCUGGCAGAUACCACUGAUGAAUGCAAUCAUUGACAUGUAUGUUAAAUUGGGGUGUGUUAGGAAGGCAGUGGAGGUGUUUGAGGGUAUGGAUCAGAAGAGCGUUGUGACUUGGACGACGGUGAUCGCUGGGUUUGCGUUGCAUGGCCUUGGUUUGGAAGCUAUUGAAAUGUUUCGCCGGAUGGAGAUGGAGAAUGUGGCACCAAAUGACGUCACCUUUCUUGCAAUCCUGUCAGCAUGUAGCCAUGUUGGAUUGACUGAUUUGGGUCGCUGGUAUUUCAAAAUAAUGGUUUCUCAGUACAGGAUUAAGCAACGAGUUGAACACUAUGGAUGCAUGGUUGAUCUACUUGGCCGUGCUGGUUAUUUGAUGGAAGCUCAAGACUUGGUUCAGGACAUGCCUUUCAAGGCAAAUGCGGCAAUAUGGGGAGCUCUUCUUGCUGCUGCUCGGACACAUGGUGAUGCUGAGCUUGGAAAACAAGCUUUGUUGCAUUUGAUUGAGCUUGAGCCUCACAACAGUGGGAACUAUAUUCUUCUAUCUAAUAUUUAUGCAGAACAGGAGAGGUGGGAUGAUGUGAGCAAACUUCGAAAGCAAAUGAAAGACAGGGGCCUAAGAAAUGUACCGGGGGCAAGUUCUAUUGAAGUCGAUGGCAUGGUUCAUGAGUUCACUUCGAGAGAUGGAUCACAUCCUUGCUUACACAAGAUAUGUAAAGUACUAUGUGAGAUCACCACUGACAUGAAAUCCAUUAGUUUUGUUGCUUUGCUCCCUGAAGCAUUGCAUGAUAUUGAAGAAGGGCAAGAUCAUUAAGUAAGAGCACUAUUCACAUCAUAGGCCAGGUGUGCCAAGCUAAAGUUCAGUGAAAUUGGCAGCAUGGUUAACGAGCUCACACGGUCACACCUAGAGUGAAUUCCAUCCAAGGAAUGUAAGAGAAUAAGCAGUGGUUGUGUACAGAGGGUCGAAAGUCAGAUAGCUCAUCCUUGAUGGACUAGUUGUUCCGUGAGAGAUUUUGUUCUUUGGAUCUAAAGUGAGCAAGCGCGCAGCUUUAUUUACAGGUGCAUUGAAGGAGGUCAAUGAUAUGCGAAUCAAACUGUCGCAUAAAUGAAUAGAAAAAAAGAGUACAUUUAGACUCGAGAAGGAUAUAAAGGGAAAUAUGCUAAGAAAUUUCAAAAUACCAAAUCUGUAGAAGAUGAAAAGAUAUUGGUAGUUCGUACCUGCACUUCCAUACUGAAUCAAACGCCUAAGGUGUGCACGAGCAAAGGGAGUUGCCUCUGGAGAACCCAUACAUUGCUUAAAUCCUUCUUGGAGUUCCCAGGUCUCUGUCACAUUUCAGGGAAAAGGUGAGUUCUACUUCAAGGCCUACAACUACUACAUUUCCUAGGUUAGAUAAAACAGAGAUCAUCAUGAAGCAAGGCAAAGGAAAGAAUGCAUCGCUUUUUCUUGCAGAGUAAUUCAAGUGUCAGAUAAGGUUUUAAAGCAUUGGAAGAGAAGAAACUUUGCAAUACCUCAAUUCCUCAACUAGCUCUUUUCACCUUCACGACAGUUUCUGUGCUCUAUAUCCAUCACCUUGUCACUAUCAAAGAUGACAGUGCCCAACCACAACCAGUGAGAGGAAUUCUCUACAUCAGCAUUGCAAGCACCUCCUGUUGAUUUCAGCAUUUUGAAUCUUGACAGUAUAAUCCGCCAUGGCUGCUACCUCCAUAAACAGCUCCUGCAGCUAAAGAUCAAUCGGAAUACUCCGUUGAGAUUGCUACUUCAACUAUGUGAUCAAUACAUAGCGAAAAAACUGACAAAUCAAAUCAUAUGCGCCAUACCUGGGAUCCUUUGGUCAAGGGAGGGGAAAUCCAGUCAGAACUCUAAGCAGUCCAGUUGCCCCCUCUGUGUGUAUAUGUUUUCAGUGUCUUUCUCGUGGAGAGAGAGAGAGAGAGAGAGAGAGUGAUGGCGAUUAAGUAUGACAGAGCCCAUUAUAAAUUGUGUUCUCUGGCGUAUGGGUGGAUGUGUGUUUAGUUUAGCAAGUGAAAAUCAGUCCUGUUUUGCUGUCAUCGAAAAGCUCACCUACCAUGUGCCAUGCUGAACUUUUCAGAGAGGCAUCAAGCCUGAGAGAGGCAACAGGUGGGAAAAUGUUGGGCACUGAUCAAUCUUGUGUUCAUCGCUCAAAACAAGAGGUGCCAUGGUAUUUUUCAUUGGGUUCGUACUACUGUCCAAGCAGCAGCGCUAUUCCCGAUCAAGUCAGCAGGAACAAAUCGUCCUGGUACUGGUUCACUCACGAGAUGCUCCCAGUCUCAGUACAUGACCAGGUGGGUCUCAACUCUCAACAGGGAAGUUUCACCGGGACAAGGGUGUCCGGUGAUGCCGUGACCAACUGUGACUAAUAAAUCAAGGGCCCAUCACUCAUUUCGAGAGAUUUGGCUUGGCUUCAUCCUUAAUUACUAAGGAAUUGCAUCCUCAAAUUGCCAGGUCUGAUGUGCCUAAUCAAAGUCGGCCAUUCAUGGGCACAGAAACUGAACAGAGGAUCUCUUUUAUAGAUCUGGGGCGAUAAGAUGAAUUGGAGCCAUGGGCCAUAGGAAUCAUGAGUACAGUACUUGUCUACUUCCCUGUGUAUGGCCCAGCGUCUUCCUGGCUCCCUUGUCUCUCGCUGGCAAGCACGUUUGAGCCCUCAGGUGAGUAAAGACAUGGCCACUUUUUUAUUCCUUCAUUUCUUUCUUUAAAAUAGAAAAAGGAAGGGAAAAGACAUGAACAUGUUGACGGCCACAUCAGAGAUGGAGGAAGUUACCAAAAAUUGACAGACAACACAAAGAGAGCAAUGGAAUGAGCUUGAAGGAAAAUUAAAGUGACUUGCAAGCACUUGAUGUGAGAGGUUCUUGCAUUACAGCCUAAAGACAUGCAUGUAAGCAUGUUGUUGACAGAUUUUAUGUUCAGUACUUGUUACCGAACUUUGGUUUGUAUUUAUAGUAAUCGUAAGCUCUUUGGAAUGAAGUAUUCCACCAAUUGAGGUGGAUGCUAAAGAACUGAAAAAUUCUAGAAUGGUCCUGGUUAUGAACCGAAAUUCUAAAAAGUCAGCAAAAAGGUGUUUUUAAGUAA
This is a messenger RNA of Brachypodium distachyon (stiff brome), 4182 nucleotides long. RefSeq names its product pentatricopeptide repeat-containing protein At5g56310. Gene Ontology annotation, biological process: RNA modification. The coding region runs from base 409 to 1911 and encodes 500 amino acids. Gene Ontology annotation, molecular function: protein binding; RNA binding. The transcript has 5 exons. NCBI's taxonomy places the organism in Eukaryota, Viridiplantae, Streptophyta, Magnoliopsida, Poales, Poaceae. The record is from RefSeq and is a predicted model, not a curated record.